Corvus hawaiiensis (hawaiian crow) is the source of this 904-nucleotide messenger RNA. RefSeq names its product all-trans retinoic acid induced differentiation factor (gene ATRAID). The record is from RefSeq and is a predicted model, not a curated record. Gene Ontology annotation, cellular component: intracellular membrane-bounded organelle. The transcript has 7 exons. Gene Ontology annotation, biological process: positive regulation of osteoblast differentiation. The coding region runs from base 56 to 811 and encodes 251 amino acids. NCBI's taxonomy places the organism in Eukaryota, Metazoa, Chordata, Aves, Passeriformes, Corvidae.
CCCCGUCCGCUCGGGGCUCCCCGGUGGCGCGGGCGUGCCCGGGGCUGGCGGGGCUAUGGGCGGGUGCGUGCUGCUGCUGCUGCUGCUGCUGCCGCUGCUGCCCCGGGCCACCCGCGGGGUCGCGGUGAGCAACGGAGAACAGGGCCGGGGUCACGGAAAUGGGGGGCUCUGGUGGGCAGAGGAUGUCACGGAUCAGAGCUGCCGAGAGGUGUGCGGGCUCUGCCCGGGGCCGCCGCGGAACGGCUCCAUCGUGUCCCGGUUCUGUGAGUCCCGGGGCGACACUGAGAGCGACGGGCGCUGCUGCCGGGAGCGGGGCCUGUCCCCAGGGCGGCUUCUGGGGCUGGACCUGAGCAACUGCUCCCUGCACAGUGUACCCCCGGGACUGGCCGAGGCCACCACUGCCAUCAUCCUGGACUUGACUGAGAACCCCCUGACAACUCUCCCCAAUGGCUCCUUCCUGGGCUUCAUCCACCUGCAGAGCCUCGCGGUGCCACUGGCGCUGGAGUGUCCGGGUGGGAGUGACGCCUGGCAGGACGUGACAGUGGAUGGGAGCAGCCGGCUGUGCCAGGAACAGAGGAACCCCUGCAACAGCUCUGUGGAACUCGCCUGGCCAUGUCCUGAAAACUCUGUAUGUGCCCCCGACGGCCCCGGCCUCGUCCAGUGCCUCUGUGACAAUCCCUUCCAUGGCUACAAGUGCCUGCGUGAGGGCACGUUCCCGAUGCUUCUCUUCAGUGGAAUCCUGGGCACUGCCACUGUGUCCCUGUCCCUGCUGCUGUGGGGCACCCAGCGGAGGAAGGCCAAGACCCCCUGAGCAGGGCACGGGGCCGUGCCUGGGCUGGAGGCUCUGUGGCCUGGGCAUCCUCAAGGCUGCUUGGGAUCAAUAAAACUGCAGGUCCUCGCUGUA